Messenger RNA from Momordica charantia (bitter melon), 442 nucleotides. RefSeq names its product protein GENOMES UNCOUPLED 4 (gene GUN4). Gene Ontology annotation, biological process: chloroplast-nucleus signaling pathway. Lineage: Eukaryota; Viridiplantae; Streptophyta; Magnoliopsida; Cucurbitales; Cucurbitaceae. The record is from RefSeq and is a predicted model, not a curated record. Gene Ontology annotation, molecular function: tetrapyrrole binding. Gene Ontology annotation, cellular component: chloroplast.
CCGACGGAGUUCAUUUGGGAGCUGACGGAGGAGACGCCGGAGGGGCAUCUGCCAUUGACGAACGCCCUGCGAGGGACGCAGCUGAUGAGCAACAUUCUCAGCCAUCCCGCGUUCGAGGACGCCAUUGGAGGGGAACAAAACCUCGAAGAAGAAGAAAUUGCAGGGGACGACAAUGGCGGAUUCAAGAACAAGGGCUUGAAAUCGAUGAGCGAGAGGAUUUUCAAACGGGAUUACAGCUUCUGAAUUUGGGGAUUUUGAAGAAUACCCAUUGGAAUACGCAUCGAAUUGGCAAUUGGGUUGUUUCGAUUUGUGGUGAAUUCGGUUUCAUUUUGUUCUUCAGCGCUCUGGUUUUUGUUCCUCUUUCUCUCUCUAGAACACAGGGCAGUAAUGCUAGUGGUGGCAAGUAUAUUUUUAAAAAUAAUAAAAUGAAAUUUGUUGCUAA